AUGAGCUCUCUCGAGGAAGCAUCUCCGCUAGGCGCACAAUGGUUCCCCGUUGGGCUCGCCUCGACCUUCCCCGAUCUCGGCUACGAUGAGGAAAACCUGGCAAAGUACAGAGCAUGUGGUGGAGCAGAGCUGAAGCCGGGAUGCAAAGUCUUUCAAGUGCCGAGAGAUGAUAGCUCGCAGCGAGCGGAGAUUGAGAUUCGAGAAGACGGGACUUUGCAGCGUUCGGAGAUGAAGGGGCUCAAGGAUCAGGUUCUUGUGUUCCAAUACAAAGGAAAAUUUCACGCCGUUGAUCAUAAAUGUCCUCAUUCAUUGUAUCCCCUCUCUCAGGGCGUUCCUUUCGACAUUGAGGAUUUUGGCAUUGUUUUCAGUGCCGGGUUGACUUGUCCGAAGCACGGCUGGUCAUUUGAUCUGUUCAACGGCGCGGCUGAUCGUGGGAGUUAUGAACUUGGCGUCUGGGAAACGCAGUUACGAGAAGUCAAGAUCUCUGAAGAGUCGCAAGAGGCCAGUGAGGAGAUCAGCAAAGGCCCAAAUUCCGUUGACAAGGAGGUAUGGGUAAGAAGAAGACAGCGAGUGGGAUAG
Messenger RNA from Trichoderma reesei QM6a, 579 nucleotides. RefSeq lists its product as uncharacterized. The coding region runs from base 1 to 579 and encodes 192 amino acids. NCBI's taxonomy places the organism in Eukaryota, Fungi, Ascomycota, Sordariomycetes, Hypocreales, Hypocreaceae. The transcript has 2 exons. Gene Ontology annotation, molecular function: 2 iron, 2 sulfur cluster binding. The record is from RefSeq and is a predicted model, not a curated record.